ACCCGCCAGCGGUUCUCGUUCGCCGCCCAGCCCGAGGAGCGGGAGCGCAAUGGUGUGGUUUGAAGGAAGGCUAGUGGUGUACGGCGGAUACAUGGGACAGAACCAGUUCUCAGGGGAGCUCCACAUAUUCGAUCUGGAUAAAGGUAAACGUAAAGGAAGUUGGGUUGUUGAUAGAGUUGUGGGAUCAGCACAGCUUUACCAAGGAGACAACUCAUCUCUACACGAUGGUUUGACCAAAGCUUUGACACCUCCUCCUCUGAGUGAUGAAAAGGCACUGGAGGUCAUCCGAAGAGGGCUGGAAAACAGUCGAGUGAGCACAAGAAACCUGUUAGGAGUCCUUGUAGGUAUCGUGGGGUCAGGGAAAACCUGUUUUCUCAGCCGCCUCGUGAACCAACCACUGCCCUGAGGUGUACACCUGUGCUGGAAUUGCCGAGUCUCCAGUGCCCAGUUUGCUAUCUCCUAUUGGUAGCAUGUCUUUCCAACCCUGGAAACUCUUCUCUUGUCAAGAUACUCUCCAUUUCUUGGCCAGUCUCUUUCGCAAAGAGUCGAAGCUAGCAGUAGUACACAUCACAACCCACCAGAAGACUCUCUAGCUCGACAUUGCCCAAGAAAUG
This is a messenger RNA of Geodia barretti, 614 nucleotides long. The record is from the annotation of a GenBank genome assembly. Lineage: Eukaryota; Metazoa; Porifera; Demospongiae; Tetractinellida; Geodiidae.